CCUCUUGGUCCCGGAUGUGGGACCGGAGGGUUGGGGGCCCCGGGACUUAUUAGCCAAGACAGGAAGCCCCACCCCCAGAGGACUCAAAGAAAGAGCUGUGGUGCAAGAAUUCGUGUGCCAGAUUUGGUUAGCUGAGUCCACCGAGAGGCGCCUGCAGGAUGAAAGCUCUCUGUCUCCUCCUCUUCCCUGUCCUGGGGCUGCUGGUGUCCAGCAAGACCCUGUGCUCCAUGGAAGAAGCCAUCAAUGAGAAGAUUCAGGAGGGCGCCAGCUCCCUAGUAUUUAGGGCAAUAAGGAGCAUUGGCCUGGAGUGCCAGAGCGUCACCUCCAGGGGGGACCUGGCUACUUGUCCCCGAGGCUUCGCCGUCACCGGUUGCACUUGUGGCUCCGCCUGUGGCUCGUGGGACGUGCGCGCCGAGACCACAUGUCACUGCCAGUGCGCGGGCAUGGACUGGACCGGAGCGCGCUGCUGUCGUCUGCAGCCCUGAGGUCGCGCGCAGCGCGUGCACAGCGCGGGCGGAGGUGGUUACAGGUCCGGACGGAUUGGGGGGAAGCUGGAAAUAAACCUGGAGAUGAUGAUGAUGGAGCGGA
Piliocolobus tephrosceles (Ugandan red Colobus) is the source of this 588-nucleotide messenger RNA. RefSeq names its product resistin (gene RETN). Gene Ontology annotation, molecular function: hormone activity. The transcript has 4 exons. The record is from RefSeq and is a predicted model, not a curated record. NCBI's taxonomy places the organism in Eukaryota, Metazoa, Chordata, Mammalia, Primates, Cercopithecidae. Gene Ontology annotation, cellular component: extracellular region. The coding region runs from base 159 to 485 and encodes 108 amino acids.